AUGGAAUCGGAUUUGAGAUGCAACGUCGUACAAUGUCGAAAGAUCCUAAAUACUGAAGGCCGCGCCUGUGUAACAACUUGCUCGCGUAAGAAAAGUGACGAUAUCGUAUUUGCCGAUUUGAAUCCAAGCGAAGAUUACAAGUCUUCUGUCCUUUCAGGUUUAAGACCGGAUAUUAUAAUGGAAAUUUGUUCGCGUGCAUUAUCAUUUUGGACUUAUCAAACGACUCAGGAAGCUUGUUUUCAAGAACUGAUGUACAAGAGUCUAGAAGACAAGUAUACACAAUUGGAGAAGCAAGUACAAGGUUUAAUGAGGGAUGCUCAGUCCGAGGUUACGACGUUACAGAAAGAUAUGGAACUCGAAAAACGGAAAACGCAUGACUUAGCAGAACAAUUACAGGAAAAAGGUCGCCAAUUUUCAAAAUUACAG
This is a messenger RNA of Racocetra persica, 426 nucleotides long. The record is from the annotation of a GenBank genome assembly. Lineage: Eukaryota; Fungi; Glomeromycota; Glomeromycetes; Diversisporales; Gigasporaceae.